GCACGGAGACACGUUUCUUUCUCCUUUUUUUUUUUUUUAAAGGAGACACUUUGGUGAUUACAGCAGCGGCGAACCAUAAAGGGGAAAAAGGCGUUAUUGUUGAUGCUAUUGACGACCACCGUCGACCGCUGCCGAGAGAAGACUGACAGUUGGUUACAUCCAGUACAAGGCUCAGCUGUGGAUGCAUUUGACACAGACCAACCGGAGAAGGUCUCUGUCGGCAGCAUGGGCCAGCAUCUAGGAAAGAACGAGUCACCCAUGGACAGCAAGGCUUCGUCACCUGAACCCGAAGCAGUGCAGACAGCAGCAGCGGCGGCGGCAGAACCUGAAUCACAAGAUGAAGUCUUUGGCCUGGGUGAUGCAGAUGCGAACCAGAACAAUGGCUGCGUCUCGGAGAAGCCGGCGGUGACUGACUCCACGGGCGCUGAGGGCCCCCGCCAGCCCUGGAUCCCCGCCAGCACAGCUGACCCUGACGCUGCCACACCACGCCCCCACCUGGCCCGCCUCUUCUCCCGAGAUGCCCCGGGCAGAGAGGACAACACCUUCAAAGACCGACCCUCCGAAUCGGACGAGCUGCAGACCAUCCGGGAGCACAGCGGAGCGGCUUCAGAGUGCGGGUCGGAGAGCCCCGAACAGGACUUAGAAUAGGAGCUUUUUUUCCCUCCCUCUCCUCUCUUUUCUCUUUUCCCUCAUCUGUCCUUCAAUCUCUCAUUUAAGAGAGAGACAAGAAUCCCACAUUUGACAAAUACAAAUAUACUACCAACUACUACAACCGCCAUGGCAUCUGCAAGCAGCUCUGCACAGGCUGCCUUUGGGCUGGGCCGCAGGAAGAAGAACCCGGGCCUCCUGGAUCAAAUCGGAAAGUUCUUUGGAGGGGACAAGAAGAGGAAGAGCAAGGGAUCUUUCCGAGGUGCUCUCUCUCCAGCCCCUCAGAAAGCUUCUGCAACUUCCCCACGUAAGCGUGGAGCAGAGAACGCUGUGGUCCAUUUCUUCCGCACGAUCGUGUCCCCUGCCCCUCCUAAGUCCAGGGGCGACCAGAAGUCACAGUCUGCUAAAGCCAAGAAGGCCAGUGGGGACGGCAAAGGCACCCUGACUAGGAUCUUCAAAAUGGGAAGCAGGAGCGCUUCUCCAGCCAAACGCUGAAGUCCCUCUCUACAACCCCUUCCAACAGCACGAGGGCAGAUGUUCAAGAACACGGGACUAAAGUGGGAAAACAAAAAAGAGGAAGGAGGAAAUCUUGUCACCCCCCCUGUACACUCACCUUCCCCACCUCCUCUGAUAACACUCUAAUGUUCGCUAAAUCCCUCAUCUCUCCUAUUACCGUCCCACCCCUUUGGCUGGUAGAUAGCGACACAAUCUGUUGCCCCCACCCCCCACCCCACCUUGCAUGCGUUGUGCUGAGUCUGUGCAGUCAUCAUCUCUGGUGUGAACUCUUUGCUGAAGUUGAUCCUGAAGCCGCUCACAUGUGCAGCCUGAAUGACCCCCUGACCCCUGCCGUGGCUCUCUCUCGCUCUCUCUCUGUAUUCUUGUGCUUGAGUUUCUGUGGACUGUCUCACAUGGUUUCUCUAACAGAAGGUGGCUGAACUGAAACACACCCGGAGAGGUCGAAAGUUAAGGCCGGUGCGAGUCCGACUGACUUGACCGUCAUUGCCACAAUGCUGAUUGGAUGAAAAGACCGGGUUGUUUCUGUUGUAAAGAGUGAUUUUCUGUCUUGUCACACCGUGUUCGUCAUUCCCUCAAACUGUUCACCCAAACGUAAACCUGUGUUCGCGUUUUGUUUCGUAAUAGAUUUAACACAUUUUACAUUAUUAUGAGAGCCAUCUUGGUCUUGUGUGUUUUCAUUCAACCCCUGUGUCUUAGCUGUAGUUAAGUGUCCUGUCAUGAAUGUGAUAUUGUUCUGUUUGUCAUUAAGGCUGGCUUGUGGAUUUUGUGGAAAAAGUUAAAUUUCUAAACUUUCUAAAUCAAUUUUUCUGCCAUAGUCACUGAAAAAAGGAGAUAAAUUAGUCAUUUCUAAUGUAUCUUUUCUUUUUCAGUCCAUGAGAUAAUGGUAUAAACUAAUUUUCCUUUCCACAUAUAUAACUAAAUUAUGAUGUAGUGCACUAUUUUCCACUUUUAAAACUUUCAGACUCUGAAUCGGAAACCCGAUGCCAGAUUCAGACCUUUCAUCUAUGCUUUUUAGUGUAGUCUUUUUUUUGUCUUCACCGUUUCUCUUAUGCACAGCACACAUUCUGCAAAUGAAAUUCACAAUAAACCCCCUUGCUCAACAACAAGUGCCUUUUCCUCCUGACUACCAAAAAAACAAAUGUGCUGUGUUUCCUUUUUGUGGAUUAUAAAAAAUAAAAUAAAAAAACACCAACACAAACACAAUUUCAAAAAGGUGCUCUGUAACUAACUCUGUAUUGACACAUUAUAAAGUGUUACUUGAGAAUGUGCAAGUUGAAAGUUCUCUGACACAAGUUCAGUCGAAGAAAAGCUCAGCACUACCAUUUGUGCUGUUCCAAACAUCCAUUUUUCAAAAAGCGGGCAUGUGUGAUGUGUAGCGUCCACCUCUCCAACUGUUUGUGUGUGCUUGAGCCUAGUGAGUGCUGUGUAGUGUUUUUUUUUUUUCCUGAAUGGAUCCUGUGAAUGAAUGUAAAGAUCCUCCUCAUUAUUGUAUGUGUAAUAAAACAUGACCAGCCACUUAACUGAAAAAUAAAAAUUAUAAAACCAACUCUA
Molecule: messenger RNA, 2715 nt
Organism: Toxotes jaculatrix (banded archerfish)
Lineage: Eukaryota; Metazoa; Chordata; Actinopteri; Toxotidae
Product: myelin basic protein-like
Molecular function (GO): structural constituent of myelin sheath
Source: RefSeq, a predicted model, not a curated record